AGCUCGAAGACUACUCUACUCGUGUGCUCCUCCUCCUCUUCCCGCUGCCGCGCGACCCCGUAUACCCCGUCCGGCCUUCCCGCUAUAUAUGCACAGCUCCACCCUCCACGCCCUGCACCACACUCCCUGCCCUCGUCACCCUCGGACACUCUUUGCAGCAACAAAACAGGGUAGAAGCCGAGCAAGGCUCUGACGAGCUAGCAAUAACCGUAGCCACAAACCGGCCAGAGAGUAGCUAUAGUUUGUGAAGUGGCUUUGCAGUGGUACUGUGACUACGUACGUGGGAGCGGGGAAAGCAGGAGAUGGUGUUCCCCUCCAUCCUCCCCAAGGUGGCCGCCCAAUGGCUCUUCACGUUCUACCGCGCCGCCAGGAAGCUCAGGAGCCACGCCUUCCAGCUGUACUACCACAACACCACCGCCAAGCCGUCCUCCGUCUCGCAGCAGUCCGCCGCCUUCUCCAAGAGCGCCUCCAUCCCAGACGCCGCGGACCGGACCGUGGUGUGCGACAUGCACGGCGCGCUGCUGCGGACCACCGUGCUCUUCCCCUACUUCAUGCUCGUCGCCUGCGAGGGCGGCAGCCUACUCCGGGCCCUGCUGCUGCUCUGCUCCUUCCCGCUCGUCUGGGCCCUCGGGGAGCGCGGCGGCGCGGGGGUCAGGGUGAUGGCGUUCGUCACCUUCGCGGGGCUCAGGCCCAGGGACAUGGACCUCGUGGCCCGCGCCGUCCUGCCCAAGCACUACAUGGAGGCUCUCAACGCGGUGGUGUACGACCGACUGUGGCUGCCGGCGAGGAGGAAGGUGGUGGUGACCAGCGCACCGCUGGUGAUGGCGGAGUGGUUCCUGAAGGAGUACAUGGCCGCCGACGUGGUGGUCGGCUGCGAGCUGCAGGUCGUUAAGGUCAGACGCGGCCGGUACUUCACGGGGCUGCUGUGUGGGCCCGCGCCAGGGCCGGAGCUGAGGCAGAAUGCCCUGAGGAAGGCGUUCGGGGCGGAGGGCGCCAUCGCCGACGUGGGCGUCGUCAGGAGCUCGAACCCGCUCGACCACCUCUUCGUCCCCUACUGCAAGGAAGUUUAUGUCGUGAGAAGAGAGAGCGCAAAGAGCGCCAGUCUGCCGCGGGACAGGUACCCGAAACCUCUCAUCUUCCACGACGGUCGCCUCGCGUUCCUCCCCACCCCCGCUGCCAUGCUCGCCUUCUUCCUCUUCCUGCCGCUCGGUGUCAUCCUCUCCGUUAUCCGGAUCAACAUUGGCAUCGUCCUCCCUUACAAGAUCAAUUUCCUAGCUGGCGCGCUCUUCGGGAUCCGCUUCCGCACCUCCGGCCUCCGCGCUCCGGCUGGGGGCAAGCGCAGGGGCGUCCUGUACGUGUGCACGCACCGGACGCUGGUCGACCCCAUCAUGCUCACCACGGCGCUACAGAAGCCCGUGCCCACCGUGACGUACAGCCUCAGCCGGCUGUCCGAGAUGAUCGCGCCCAUCAAGACAGUGCGGCUGACGCGCGACCGCGCGCGGGACGCCGAGACGAUGUCUCAGCUGCUGGAGCAGGGCGACCUUGCGGUCUGCCCCGAGGGCACGACGUGCCGCGAGCCCUACCUGCUGAGGUUCAGCCCGCUGUUCGCGGAGCUGGCCGACGACAUGGAGCCCGUGGCGCUGGACGCGCAGGUGACGACGCUCUACGGCACGACAGCGAGCGGGAACAAGUGGCUGGACCCCGUGGCGUUCUUCGCCAACCCGGUGCCCUCGUACCGGGUGGAGUUCCUUGGCCCCGUGCCGCGGGAGUGGACGCGCGCCGUGGGGAGGGCUGGCGCAGAGGUGGCGAACUGGGUGCAACGGCGGCUCGGCGAGGCACUCGGGUUCGAGUGCACGGGACUGACUCGCCGCGACAAGUACAUGAUCCUCGCCGGCAACGACGGCGUGGUCACCAAGUAGAAGACGCCGGGCGCCCUCUGCAGCAGCUGGGUGUGUUUUUUUUAUGCAUACAUGCUGGGUAAAUUAAUUUUGUCAAAAUUAGUUACUGUAAUCUGCAUGGAAGUAAGAAUCUUUUGGUUCUCUUGUGUAAAGGAAAUUAAUUUGAUUAGCGGCGAAAGCUAAUCAAAUAGUAGAUGCUUGGAUUUGAAUCAAAUCAAAUAGUAUAUAUUU
Messenger RNA from Phragmites australis (common reed), 2129 nucleotides. Its product is annotated as glycerol-3-phosphate acyltransferase 1. Gene Ontology annotation, molecular function: glycerol-3-phosphate 2-O-acyltransferase activity; phosphatase activity. The transcript has 2 exons. Lineage: Eukaryota; Viridiplantae; Streptophyta; Magnoliopsida; Poales; Poaceae. Gene Ontology annotation, biological process: cutin biosynthetic process. The coding region runs from base 303 to 1919 and encodes 538 amino acids. The record is from RefSeq and is a predicted model, not a curated record. Gene Ontology annotation, cellular component: membrane.